AUGUCCUCAGGCGGCCUCGUCUCUGCCCUGUCUGGCUGCAAGAAAUCUAUGUCCUUCACCUGGAUCGGUUGGCCAGGAUUCUUCAUUCCUCCGAAAGACCGCCCAAUCGUCGACAAGCGGCUGAUGGAGGAGUACUCGUGUCAGGCCGUCUACCUGGACGACGAGGUCGCCGACCGCCACUACAACGGGUUCAGCAACUCGAUUCUCUGGCCGCUGUUCCACUACCACCCCGGCGAGAUGAACUUCGACGAGGAGAACUGGCUCGCGUACCGCCAGGCGAACAUGGCGUUCGCGCAGGUCAUCAUGAAGCAGCUCUCACCCGGGUCGAUGGUCUGGGUGCAAGACUACCACCUCAUGCUCCUCCCCAUGCUCCUCCGUGUCCUCAACGACGGCUCGCAGAACGUCGGCUCGACGACUGCAGUCGAAACCGAGCGUAUCCUCGAGGGCAUCGAGAUGGAGGACAUACCGCCCGCACAUGUGCCGAACGUCAAAGUCGGCUUCUUCCUGCACACUCCGUUCCCGUCCAGUGAGAUCUAUAGGAUUCUCCCUGUACGGCGGGAAAUCCUGCUCGGGACGCUGUAUUCGGACCUCAUCGGCUUCCACACGUACGACUACGCGCGACACUUCCUCUCUUCGUGCACACGCAUCCUCGCGCUCCCGACGAUGCCGAACGGCGUCGAGUUCGAGGGCCGGCUCGCGCACGUCGGCACGUUCCCGAUCGGUAUCGACCCAACGUCAUUCACGGAUAACCUCAAGAAAGAGAGCGUGCAGCAGCGGAUUAAGCAGCUGCAGCAGCGCUUCGGGGACGUGAAGGUGAUCGUGGGCGUGGACCGGUUGGACUACAUCAAGGGCGUGCCGCAGAAGCUGCACGCACUCGAGCUCUUCCUCAGCCAGCACCCGGAGUGGAUCGGCAAGGUCGUCCUUGCGCAGCUGGCCGUGCCGUCGCGGCAGGAUGUGGAGGAGUACCAGAACCUGCGCGCGAUCGUGAACGAGCUCGUUGGGCGGAUCAACGGACGGUUCGGCACGGUCGACUUUGUUCCCAUCCACUUCAUGCACAAGUCGUUGCCGUUCGAUGAGCUGUGCGCGUUGUACGCUGUCAGCGACGUGUGCCUCGUCACCUCGACCCGUGAUGGUAUGAAUUUGGUAUCAUACGAGUACAUCGCUUGCCAGCAGGAGAAGCAGGGCGUCAUGGUCCUGUCAGAGUUCGCGGGCGCGGCACACAGCCUGAACGGCAGUAUCGUCGUCAACCCUUGGGACUCGCAAGAGGUCGCCGACGCGAUCUUCCAAGCCGUGAGCAUGGACGCGGAGACUCGUGCGGAGAACCACCGCAAACUGUUCAAGUACGUGACGAAGUACUCUGCGGCGUACUGGGGCACGUCGUUCGUGCGGGAGAUGACCAAGAUCCAGACGCCGGAGGAUGAGCCCGCAGGGACGCAGAAGGGUGGCCAAGCGGAGCUAAAGCUUAAACGCGAGGACCUCAAGGGCCUCAGCUUGGUGGAGGGGAGCGUACCCAUCACCCCGCCUGCCAAUGCACCCGCGCGUAACAGCCAGUAG
Rhodofomes roseus is the source of this 1554-nucleotide messenger RNA. Its product is annotated as alpha,alpha-trehalose-phosphate synthase TPS1 subunit. The record is from RefSeq and is a predicted model, not a curated record. Gene Ontology annotation, biological process: trehalose biosynthetic process; cellular response to heat. Gene Ontology annotation, cellular component: cytosol; alpha,alpha-trehalose-phosphate synthase complex (UDP-forming). The transcript is spliced from 4 exons. NCBI's taxonomy places the organism in Eukaryota, Fungi, Basidiomycota, Agaricomycetes, Polyporales, Fomitopsidaceae. Gene Ontology annotation, molecular function: catalytic activity. The coding region runs from base 1 to 1554 and encodes 517 amino acids.